AUGUCCUCGUGGAUCCCAGCUGAGGGGCUGAUCAGUGAGGUGACCUGCCCUGUCUGCCUAGGCCUCUACCAGGACCCUGUGCGACUGCCAUGUGAGCACAACCUGUGCCGGGCCUGCCUGGGGGAGUGUGAGCCAGGCCUGGGGGAGUGUGAGCCAGGCCUGGGGGAGUGUGAGCCAGGCCUGGGGGAGUGUGAGCCAGGCCUGGGGGAGUGUGAGCCAGGCCUGGGGGAGUGUGAGCCAGGCCUGGGGGAGUGUGAGCCAGGCCUGGGGGAGUGUGAGCCAGACCUGGGGGAGUGUGAGCUAGACCUAGGGGAGUGUGAGCCAGACCUGGGGGAGUGUGAGCCAGGCCUGGGAGAGUGUGAGCUAGACCUGGGGGAGUGUGAGCCAGACCUGGGGGAGUGUGAGCCAGACCUGGGGGAGUGUGAGCUAGACCUAGGGGAGUGUGAGCCAGACCUGGGGGAGUGUGAGCCAGGUCUGGGGGAGUAUGAGCCAGGCUUGGGGGAGUGUGAGCCAGGCUUGGGGGAGUGUGAGCCACGCCUGGGGGAGUGUGAGCCAGGCCUGGGGCUGGGGGCCGAGCCAGAAACGGCGGCCGGAAGCCAGGCCAGGGACUCGGGGCCCUCGCUGCGCUGUCCCCAGUGCCUGAAGACCAUGUCCAGGUUCCAGGUGAAGAGUAACCAGCUUCUGGCCAACAUCGUAGAGCGGGUACGCAGGCUGCGGGUGGACGAGCUGCCCCUGGGUACCAUGUGCCCCAAUCACCACGAAACCCUCAAGCUUUACUGCACCGAGGACCACAAGCCAAUCUGCGUGGUGUGCGGCGUCUCCCGGGAACACCGAGACCACAGCAUCAUCCCCAUCCACGAGGCCUCUCAACUCUGCCAGGAGCAGCUGAGAAAGAGUUUGACUCGGUACGAAAAUCGGCACAAAGAGAUUGAGAGGCUCGAGAAAGAGUACGGGGAGAGGAUUCCAGAACUGAAGGCGAGUGCGGACUCCCUACGGGAUCACAUCUCCUCAGAGUUCCAGACUCUCCUGACAUUCUUGCAGGAUGAGCGGGACUCUCUGUUGGGAAAAUUGGGGCUGGAGGAGGCUCGCAUCCUGCGGGAGAUGAACGAGGAGCGGGUGAGACUGUGGGAGGAGAGAUUGAGCCUGGACGCAGCAAUCAGUGAUGUCCGUCACAGCCUAACCCAGAGUGAACCUCUUGCUCUGCUCAAGAAUGUGAAAGACUUGACAACAAGGGUGGGAGCAGUGGCCCUGGACAAUUCGGAGCGAUGCCCAAACUGGAAGCUGUGUGUGGGUGUGUUCCGGGGACCGCUACAGUACUUGGCUUGGAAACGGAUGAGACGCGUGAUCAGCCCAGCCCCGGCUGCCAUGACCCUCGAUCCCAGCACCGCAAACCCUUACCUCACCUUAAAUGAGGAGCUGACGAGCGCCCAAUACUCGUUCUCCCCUCGCCAGCGGCCCGACUCUCCACGACGCUUCGAUUUCUGCGCCUGCGUCCUUGGGUCCGAGCGCAUUUCCUCUGGCCGCCACUACUGGGAGGUGGAGGUGGGCGGGCAGACGGACUGGGACAUCGGGGUGGCCUCCGCGGACAGUGAUUGCUUGGGCUGGAUCGUCAUGACGCCCGAGAACGGUUUCUACACCUUCGGGCAUGUGGAGGAGGCCCGCGUGGGCGUGUACGUGGACCACGAGGUUGGUCAGGUCUCCUUCUACAGCGCGGACAGCGGCUGCCAUCUGCACACACUGAACGGCUGCUUCUCCGGCCCCCUCCUCCCCUUUUACUACCCCAGCGCUGACACCACCGCCCCCCCACUCACCCUCUGUCACCACUGA
This is a messenger RNA of Callorhinchus milii (elephant shark), 1827 nucleotides long. Its product is annotated as zinc-binding protein A33-like. The record is from RefSeq and is a predicted model, not a curated record. Bases 1 to 1827 code for a protein of 608 amino acids. The transcript has 6 exons. Gene Ontology annotation, molecular function: zinc ion binding; protein binding. Lineage: Eukaryota; Metazoa; Chordata; Chondrichthyes; Chimaeriformes; Callorhinchidae.